UCAGUCAGUGUAGAAUAACUCAUUUUCAGACAAAAAAAGAAAACCCUAGAAAUUGAGAGAGGAGAAAAUGCAGGAGAAGAAAGAAGAAAUGGCUUCCACCAAAACUCCCAAAAAGACAAAUCUUUUGGAUCAUAAUUCUAUCAAACACCUGCUCGAUGAGUCAGUCACCGAGAUCGUGACGAGCAAAGGGUUUCCUGAAGAUAAUAGGAUGAGCAACAUUCGUUUGUUGAUUGGUGUGGUCAUCAUCGUCAUUGCACUUUUUGCCCAGUUUUACAACAAGAAGUUUCCCGAAAAUCGCAACUUCCUCCUCGGUUGCAUCGGAUUGUAUGUUGUAUUCAACGGGCUGUUACAACUCAUCAUAUACAUGAAGGAGAAGAAUGCCAUACUAUUCACCUAUGCUCCAUCCGGAUCUUUCAACUCGACAGGGUUAAUUGUAACUUCUAAGCUGCCAAGAUUCUCAGAUAUGUAUACCCUUAUCAUAGCAAGUGCAGAUCCCCAGUCGAUAUCUGCAAAAGCACCGGUUGAAUUCACCAAAAGCGUGACUCAGUGGUUCACCAAGGAUGGAGUUUUGGUGGAGGGACUUUUCUGGAAGGAUGUUGAAGGACUGAUAAACGAAUAUGCAAAAGAAACUAAAAAGAGCAAAUAGAGAGUUUGUUAAAACUUGCAUUUAUAUUAUGGUGAGUCAUUCUUGGGAGAACGAUACAUAUGCAGAACUACUAGUUUAUGGUAACUGAAACUAAUUUUACUCUCUUGUAUCGACUUUAUUUUUAAUUGAAUAUCAUUGAAUUUAUCCUGGAUAACUUUUGGGGAGAAUUUGGGUGUUAUAUCUGUGGUUUGCAUUGGCCUAGUUGAUGAUGAUAUUCUAAGUACCUUUCUUUUU
Erythranthe guttata (spotted monkey flower) is the source of this 880-nucleotide messenger RNA. RefSeq names its product Microsomal signal peptidase 25 kDa subunit (SPC25). The record is from RefSeq and is a predicted model, not a curated record. Gene Ontology annotation, biological process: protein targeting to ER. Gene Ontology annotation, cellular component: membrane; signal peptidase complex. Lineage: Eukaryota; Viridiplantae; Streptophyta; Magnoliopsida; Lamiales; Phrymaceae.